Clupea harengus (Atlantic herring) is the source of this 3320-nucleotide messenger RNA. Its product is annotated as nuclear receptor subfamily 2 group C member 1-like. The coding region runs from base 691 to 2529 and encodes 612 amino acids. The record is from RefSeq and is a predicted model, not a curated record. Gene Ontology annotation, molecular function: sequence-specific DNA binding; zinc ion binding; DNA-binding transcription factor activity. The transcript is spliced from 13 exons. Gene Ontology annotation, biological process: regulation of DNA-templated transcription. NCBI's taxonomy places the organism in Eukaryota, Metazoa, Chordata, Actinopteri, Clupeiformes, Clupeidae.
UUCCGUUGUUACGAACUUCGACUGUGCACGUUAAAGGUUAAACGUAGGGUGUCCAGCGUUGACAGCUACGAUUUCCACGCUACAUUACCAUAAAACGUGAUAUUUGACCACAGUCGUUUAGUCGACUUAAGAGUUCCAUAGCGUCUACGCACUUGGCUAGCUGGCUAGCUACCAAGCUAACGAAGACACUUUAAAACAGAUAUCUAAAUAUAUUUGACACUGUAUCGCAUGAUAUAACGUUGCAGGCUACACACCGUCCACUUAAUUAUUUGUGAUACCGAAGAUGUCUCAUAAACUUAAUAUUUCCGAACAUGCUCUCAAUAUCCUUCUUGUAGGCCUAAUGUCUUUACACAGCAUAGUCUCCUUCGGUUAAAACGAAUACGAAGCUGAAAAUACACCGUAAUUCUCAUAUGCAUAUGCCAAAGCCCAUAUCGAUAGAUACUGACGGUGGGCAUAUUCAUUAAGAUUCUUGCACCAUUCUUUUAGCACCACAUUUUGUUCUCUCGUUUUCUCAGCAGGGAAUGCUCAUUCAGCUGUUUGACCCAUCAGAUAUAAGUAUGAUUUGUAGCUUUUUGUUAAUAAAUGACUACCAGUGGGCUGUAGGUUUUAUUGUCUCGCAGGUCUUUGUGUUCCAGUUUCAACAUUUUCAUCAUGGGCCUGUGAAGUGACAGCUUAGAUGUGAUUAUCAGCAUGGAUGGAGAGACUCAGCAAAUUCAUCUGGUUUCAGGAGAAGGUGCAUUGGGACUAGGACAUCGCAUUCAGAUUGUGACAGAUCAACAGACAGGACAAAAGAUACAGAUUGUUACAGCUUUGGAGCAGCUGUCUGCUGGGAAACAGCAAUUCAUCUUGGCCAAUGCUGACUAUUCUACAGCAGGAAAAGUGAUUCUAACCAAGCAAGAGUCUCCCCAGGGCAAAGUCUUUCUUGCCACCCCCGAUGGCAAUCAGCUACUAUUUACCGCCUCUGAUCUAGCUGGACAACAAAUACAGUUUGUUACCAAAGAUGGUUCUGAGCAGUCACCCAUCAAGUCUGUGGUCGAAUACUGUGUGGUGUGUGGAGACAAAGCCUCGGGACGACACUAUGGCGCUGUGAGCUGUGAGGGCUGCAAAGGGUUCUUCAAGCGGAGCAUUAGGAAAAGCCUCUUGUACUCAUGCAGAGGUUCUGGAGACUGCGUAAUCAACAAGCAUCAUCGCAACCGCUGUCAAUAUUGUCGACUACAGCGCUGCAUAGCUGUCGGCAUGAAGCAAGAUUCUGUUCAGUGUGAGAGGAAGCCGGUGGAGGUAUGCAGAGAGAGGCCCAACAACUGUGCGGCAUCCACAGAGAAAAUCUACAUCCGGAAGAACCUCUGUAGCCCACUGACUGCAAUGCCCACCUUUGUGACCAACAAAGAAGCAGCAAAGUUCGGAGGGUCCUCAGGUUUACUUGAGUCUAGCAUGCUACUAAACAUUCAGCAACCUUUUCCCAAAGUGGAAAACACAGUCCUGCUCCCUGCAUCUCCUGAAAUGAAUGAGCAGUCCCAGGAUGACUUGAGCACUCUAGCUCACGUAGUCACAUCUCUGGACCACCUGAACAAGGCCAGAGAGAUGAGCGAUGGUGGCCAGAACAUGCUGGCCACAGAGAUGCACAGCAACGAAGACAGCACCACAGCUGAAGUUCAGGUGGAUAAUGAACAAAGUGCAAGUGACAUUACAAGGGCACUGGACACCCUGGCAAAGGCUCUGAACCCUAGAGACGGCCCCACCCAUGAGUCCCUGGAGGCGACCAUGCAGCUGGUGUCAGGAGAUCAAUCUGGCAGCAUCAUGGAGCUGGAGGGCCCACUGCUCUCAGACAGCAAUGUCCCCUUCAAGCUGAUGAUGCCCUCGCCCACGCCCGAGUGCCUCAACGUGAACUACAUCUGUGAGUCAGCCUCCCGCCUCCUCUUCCUCUCCGUGCACUGGGCACGCUCAAUACCUGCCUUCCAACUUUUAGGUGGAUACGACAAUGAAAUCAACUUGAUGAAGGCUUGCUGGAACGAGCUGUUCGCUCUUGGCCUGGCUCAGUGUUCAAGUGUGAUGAACGUGGCCACAAUCCUGGAAGCCAUCAUCAACCAUCUCCAGACCAGUCUACAGGAAGAGAAAGUCUCUGCCGAAAGGAUCAAGCUGGUGAUGGAGCACAUCUGGAGAAUGCAGGAGUUCUGCAACAGCAUGUCCAAACUCUCCCCAGAUGUGUACGAGUACGCCUACCUGAAAGCAGUCGUCCUCUUCAGCCCCGAUCACCCUGGCAUAGACAACACGUUGCAGAUUGAGCGGUUCCAGGACAAAGCCAUGAUGGAGCUUCAGGACUAUGUGACAAGGACCUAUCCUGAGGACACGUACAGGCUGCCCAAGCUGCUCCUGCGUCUCCCGGCGCUCCGACUGAUGAGCGCGGCCAUCACAGAGGAGCUCUUUUUCGCCGGUCUCAUCGGCAACGUGCAGAUUGAUAGCAUCAUCCCCUACAUCCUUAAGAUGGAAUCCACCGACUACAACAGCCAGGUGGUCACUGUGACAGUCUGAUUCAGUGAAGUGCACUGUCUUGGUUGCAGUGCUGAUCACAGACCGCAUGAGCAAGAUUGCCACCUGCUACGCCACCUGAAGGUCCUCCUACCCUCAGCUGUUAGUACUGUGGAUGGGGUUCGUUUCUGCUUUUCAAGAGGAGAGACAACAGGCUUGGAGAAGUGAUCAUCCUUCAUAAGACAAACAAGUGCUGCCCCUCAUGAGGUCCGAUGGAAUUGACAUAAUGAUGACUAGACCUGUGUAGGCUUUGAUACAAAACAUUUACUCAUGACAACAGAUAUACCCUGGAACAUAAUGGCCCCUCUAUGGAAAGUUAGCAUACAGCCAAACCUAAUGGUGAAUUUUCAUCAGCUGUUUCUCUAUUGGUAGUUUCAUCAUUUGAUUUAUCAUCACAAUCAAACGCAUCUAAGAAGAACAUUUCCUUAACCAGGCAGAUCCUUGCUUUGUGGUUAAAUUACAAAUUACAAUUAGUGUCAUUAAUAAUAAUAAUAGGAAUUACAAUAAAAUCACCACUCAUAAAAAUAAUCUGCACAGAUGGGAACCCUCUACUGAGGGGGCGAGCCAGCAUACCAGUAGUUGUGUGGUCAGUAUGAGUCAGAAUUUCGUGGGCUUGGAGACUUUCAGCUAACUAGUGUAAACAGACAAACACCGAGCAGUGCCCAGAGAAAACAUACUCCACAAGCAGACAUACAGUGGGGAAAAUAAGUAUUUGUCAAAAACAAAAACAUCCAGAUCCAAAAACAUUUUCCGCGACAAAUGCAAAUCAAUUCAUAACUGUUAUAAAAUGCAGU